AUGGCAAACAACGUAAUGAGAAAUAAUGUCGACGACAUUAAAACUGAUGUAUUGAAUGAAGCCGAAGAGCUCCAUAAUAAAAUGUCAUUACUUAUGAUAUUAAAAGAAUAUCUAAGAAAAAUGCGUUCGACCUGUGCAUAUUGUCAUAAUGUAACAUUUAAUAUGGUAAAUGGUAAACAGUUAGCAUUACACAUACUAGAAAAUCACCGUUUCGCUACUCUAGAAGUCGGAUCUUCUAAAGAAGUUGCUGAAAAAUUAGAAUUGAAUUUAAAAUAUUUAGAGAAUGUUUAUUAUUUAAAACAAGAUCACUGCGACAAAAAUGAUAACAUUCCAGUGACUUUACGUCCACGCGUAGUAUUUCCUCAUCGUAAAGUUGUUGUUGAGCCCCAAAUAAUAAUUAAUAAUUGGAUAAUUCCGUGUGAAAAAAACGAGAAAAAUAAGAAAGUUGACGAAUGUCCUCAAAUCAAAACUAAAAAAAAAAGAGAAACCUAUCAACAGGAUUCUUCUGAGAACCAACCUGAAAAGGUGACAAUUUCAUCCGAUGAUGAACAGUUGAUGUAUGAAGUUAGCCGAUGUCCUCAAACGAAAACUAAAAAAAAAAAAGAAACACAUCAACAGGAUUCUUCUGAAAGCCAACCUAAAAAGAUGACAGUUUCCUACGGUGAAAAACAGUUAAUAGAUAGAGAUAGCCAAUGUGUUCAAACGAAAACGAAUAAACAAAAAAAAGCACAUAAACAGGAAUGUUCAAAGAGAAAAAUGACCUGCGACGAAGAAGUUUCGGUCAAAAAACAAAAACGAGAACAAAAACCUGCGAAACCACGAAAAGGGAAAUCGUUAUUGAACAAAAUCAAACAUGUACUGAUGAAAUAUAACCCGAAUGGCAGAUAA
This is a messenger RNA of Cinara cedri, 888 nucleotides long. Lineage: Eukaryota; Metazoa; Arthropoda; Insecta; Hemiptera; Aphididae. The record is from the annotation of a GenBank genome assembly.